Lutzomyia longipalpis is the source of this 2719-nucleotide messenger RNA. RefSeq lists its product as uncharacterized. The transcript has 3 exons. Gene Ontology annotation, biological process: sleep; regulation of synaptic transmission, cholinergic; positive regulation of voltage-gated potassium channel activity. The record is from RefSeq and is a predicted model, not a curated record. NCBI's taxonomy places the organism in Eukaryota, Metazoa, Arthropoda, Insecta, Diptera, Psychodidae. Bases 1511 to 1972 code for a protein of 153 amino acids.
UUUGAUAAAAUAUUCUUGUUUUCUGGCUGUUUUGGUUUAAGAAACUUAAAAAUGAUUUUCUUACGACUGUUAAAUAUGUUAAGCGUUAUUUGAUUUUUAUCUCUUUUCGACGCCAUUUUGAUUUUACACCUUCUGACUCAAAUAAUACUGGUUUUCUUAACUUCUACUGAACAGAAUUCAAUCAAAUCAGUCGCAAAUGAGAGUCAGACAUCCUGUGCAGAGAUAUUUUGAAGAAAAUACCGAGAAAAUGCGUAAAUUGAAAGAUUACAGAUGAGCAUUCAAUGAAGCAUUCUACAAACAUCACCGAUGCAUGUAAUAAAAUUUUCUUAUCAAAAAAAUGGUGAGUCCAUUGAUGUUUACAAAACAUUGCUGAUAUGGAUGUGUCAUUAACAUAAAGGAAAGGAAAUACUUCUCAGAAAUAAAAGUCUGACCAAUGUUUUGAAAUGAUAAGGAAGGUCACAGAGGUACCUAUAAUUAAAUAAUUAUCAAGCGAUUGUUCGGAUUAAUAUUUUUGCAGAGUUUAAUGACGAUUCUCUGAAUUUAUCCUGAUUAUUUAUUUGAAAUUAAUUUUAUUUUUUAAUCAAGAUCAGGAAUUUGUUGAAAUCUCAACAAAAAAUUCUUAAAGUUUUGCGUAAGAAGUUCUCAAACUCUUCCCAAUCAACAAUUAAUUUUAAUCGUUAGAAAAACAUGAAAUGAUUAAUCUUCUUUGAAUGAUUACCCCCUUAGUCAAUGCCACUGAAAAAUUUACCAUUUUUUCCACAAAGAAAUUCAUCAAACAAUUUAAUCGUGCUGUCGAGGCAUAAAACACAAAGUCUAAUUGCUCCCAUCUAAGUACUACAUAUAAUAUUUUUCUCGCACUCAGUGCCCCUUUCUGUGUGUUCUGUGUAGCCUCCCGGGGAUGUCUUAGUGGAGCUCCCGUCACGCAGCAGUGACUUCAAUGCGAUUGUUUGGGAUUCCUCAAUAAAUGUUGGGUGUACGUACACAACAGCACAUGAAUGCUGGAUCACCCUGUUGCUCCCACCAAAAACGCGCGCAACUUUUUCACUUUAGUGCGCGCUUUGCAUGGGACAGGUUUGGCCUGAAGUCUCUGAAAGUUAAUUUCAGUUACUGUUUGGAUACCAAUAGUGCUGGACACGAAGUUCUUGUGCGCCUCUUUGCCCUUUCCUUAGUACCCCACCCAGUUUGUGAUUCUUUUUUGGCAAAUCACUCUCACCGUUUAACUUUACUUGGUGGUGUCUCUUUAACGUUACACAAAAAGAGAUUUUUUAACGUGCAAGUUGUUCUUUCGUGGUGGUUUAUUUCUGUGUUUUCUUGUGGUAAACUAUUUAACUUUCAUAUACACGCCAAUCGAUUCUCUUCGGAUUGAGGCUUCUUAAGACGUGGGAUUGUGAGCUAUAUAGCAGCAAGAAAUUUUGGUAGAACAGCCCCCUAAAAAAAUAAAGAAAAAAAACGAAACCAAGCGAACGAAGCAACAAAAGAGGGAACCAAAAACACGCAAAAAGGAGAUAAAAUGGCAAAAUACGGAUUCUUACUUUUCGUGGUUCUUGUGGUGGCCCUAAAUGGAGCUACUGCCCUGAGGUGUUGGAGGUGCAGUUCAGAUGCCACGAAUGCUGCCUUCUGCGGAGAUCCCUUCGAUCCUAGCAUCCUAACGGAACAGCAACGGCGCUGGAGCUAUGUGGAUUGCUCCUUCCCACCGAGCCAACUCAAUCCCUACAGUUCCACACAAUCUCGUCCAGUGUGCAAGAAGAUGAAGCAGAAAAUCUACGACAAGAUUGUGGUUUCCCGCUCAUGCUUCUGGGAGGACAUCAACACCCCACCAGACACCUGCAUGAAGGCAACGACGCCGUCCUUCAUUGAGACAGAAUUCUGCGAAACCUGCUCGCAUGAUGGCUGCAACGGAGCCUCUCAGUACGGCCCAGUAGCCCUUCUCGUGGCCAUUCCCGCCGUUUUGGCUAAAGUGCUGGCCUGGUAGGCCGUCCCGUAGGGUCUCCUGGAUGUGACCGUUUUUUUAUUUCUAAAACAUUGCUGGAGGGAAAAGGCUCUCGCAUGACCAACUCGCCGGAAGAGUGUACUUAUGGGAACAAAUAACCUAAAAAAAAAUGAACAAACCUCCAAAUUACACCAAAUUGCCUUAAAAAAACAUGAGAAAAAUUCAAAAUGGGGCCUUUUUUCUCCAAAAUCUCUUUUCGAACUUUCUCAUAAAACAAAUAGCGAAGAUGUCAGUGUGAAGUAUAAAAUAAUUUAUUGAAAGAGGAAUCAUGCAGAAUUUUUUGUUAAGAAUUUAUUAUAAUAAUUACAUUGUAAAACGUAGAAAAUAGGAUGAAAAAUUAUUGAACAAAAAAUAUUUGAAAAAAAUGUAGAAGCAUCACAAAAUUGUAUUAGUAUUUUUCGAGGAUUUUAGUAUUCGAAUAUGUCAAAUUAUAUUAAAUGUCAAAAAAAUAAAUGUCAAAAUUUCAAAUUAUGUAUAAAAUUAUUUUUAAAUUGAGACCCUGCAUUAAUUAAAUUCAUUCCAAGACGAUAGAUGAUUUUCUCUAUUUUCAAUUUUUUUUGCAAAUACUCUGCACCGAAAGAAAUAAAAAAAAUCCUUAAUCCCAUUGCCUAUCUCAGUUCUAUUAGGUCUCCUCUAAUAAAGGUUAGUUUAACGAUUAAACACUUAAGGCAUCAUGUUACAGUGUAAAGUUGAUUGAUUUGUAAAUAAAACAGCGGAAAAGAGAAGAAA